Messenger RNA from Ictalurus punctatus (channel catfish), 2573 nucleotides. It is a transcript of the gene serac1, whose product is annotated as serine active site containing 1. The record is from RefSeq and is a predicted model, not a curated record. Bases 140 to 2113 code for a protein of 657 amino acids. Lineage: Eukaryota; Metazoa; Chordata; Actinopteri; Siluriformes; Ictaluridae. The transcript is spliced from 17 exons.
GGUAAUUGCGUAGCUCAAUAUGUCGGAUACUUCCUGUUUACAUGAGGCUUUGGCUGCAACUGUAUUAAUGAAAACUGGAAAUAGAUUUCAGUCAAUAAAUCUUUCCUAGUAUUCAUACUACUAUUAAACAAGUGUGCAGAUGUCAGUCACCGCCUUGCGCCUGAUCCCAUGUCGGAGGCUGAGCUCGACAGGUCCGGGCCUGAAGAAAUUCAUCACGUGGAAAGAUUUCUGGAAAAUCACUAAAGUAACCGGUGCCAUCGUACUGGGCACCUGUGUUUUUAUCACAUACGAGGUCGUCACGCUGAGACAGGCGGUCACCCUCGACACCCGGGCUAUUCUCCAAGAAAAACAGAAGUCUUAUAUCUACCUAACCCCCAUGACUAAGGUAGAACAGGAGACCCUUGGCACCAAUCUUACCUAUAAAAUCAAGAAGGAGCUUCAUAAAGCAGUGAGGAAACUUAUUGAAAUUUCAUCACGAGUCCUCCAACGUCCCCUGGACGAGCGCCUAAGCCAUCUGGAUGCAGAUCCUCAUGAGUUGGCUCUGUGGAUGUUACUGAAGCGGACCAGCUCCACCAGUCGGUCAGAGCGGCUGCAGGCCGUACAGGACCUGGCACACAGUCACUGGCAGGAUUACCACUACCAGACAGCGGCUCAGUCUAUAGACCAGCGCACGGCUAUAGGUCUGGCUCGGACUCCGAACGUAGACCUGCGCUUCUUCCUGUCCCCACCCACACUGCCUAAACUGGAGGAUGAGUUUCUAAUAGAGGAUGGGUUGAGGCAGCUGCUGGCCUCUUUGCCUCAGUCAGAGGUGGAUCAGUGUGUGCAGUAUUUCACUUCGCUGGCACUGAGAGAGAGCACUCAGUCCCUCGCUUCUCAACGGGGAGGGUUGUGGUGUUUCGGGGGAAACGGACUGCCCUAUGCACAGAGCCUCACCUCCGUCCCCUCUGAGAAGGUGGAGUCUUUCUGCCUGCAGGCCCUCGUACAGCACUCAAAGGUGCCGAGUCAUUGUGAUCACAUAGUGGCCAACGGAGGACUGCAGCUUUUACAGAGAGUCUACCAGCUCCGACGGGACUCGCAGAAGAUCCAGCGCAACAUCGUACGCAUCAUCGGGAACCUGGCGCUGAACCAGAGCCUACACACAGACAUAGUGCAGUCAGGUUGGUUACGGGUCCUGGCCGAGACGGCGCAGUCUCCUCACAUCAUGCAGGCGUCCCACGCUGCUCGCGCGUUAGCCAACCUGGACCGAGACACGGAGGUGCAGAAGUACCAGGACGGAGUUUAUGUUUUACAUCCACAGUGUCGCACCAGCCAGCCCAUCAAGGCGGACGUUCUGUUCGUGCAUGGCCUUCUGGGAGCUGCUUUCAAAACAUGGCGACAGAAAGACUGCGAUCUGACAGAGCAUGAAAAAUCUGCAGGAAUCCAUGAGGAUUACACCGAGUGCUGGCCUAAGUCAUGGUUAGCAGCCGACUGCCCCAGCCUGAGGAUCCUGUCUGUAGAGUACGACACGCAUCUGAGCGACUGGAGGGCCAAGUGUCCUGCUGAAAACCAGAGGAAGUCUUUAGCGUAUCGUAGCGGAGAGCUGCUGAAGAAGCUGAAAGCUGCAGGAGUAGGUGAACGGCCGGUGGUUUGGGUGGCGCACAGUAUGGGAGGCUUGCUGGUGAAAAAGAUGCUGUUAGAUGCGUCUAAGGAUCCUGAGCUGAGCUCCUUGGUCAAGAACACAAAGGGCGUGCUGUUCUACAGCGUUCCUCACCGCGGCACCUUCAUGGCCGAGUACUCCGUAAGCGUACGCUAUCUCCUGUUUCCCUCCGUAGAAGUCCGAGAGCUCUGCAAAGACUCUCCAACCUUACGAGACCUGAACGAGAAUUUCCUCAACAUGGCACAAGACAAAGAGUUCAAGAUCCUGAGCUUUGCUGAAUCUCUGCCCACGUCAGUCGGCCCGAUGCUAAACAUAUUAGUGGUUCCUGCCGAGUCAGCAGAUCUGGGUAUCGGAGAUCUAGUAGAAGUGGCUGUGGAUCAUCUGAACAUCUGCAAACCCGAGAAGAAGGACACGUUUCUCUACAAACGGAGCUUGCGGUUUAUUCAGGACGCUCUUGGUGAACAGGUCAUCAGCUGAACGUUCGUGUUGACGUCUUUAUCAUGUCAUCUUCAGGAUGAAAAUAAAUAAACAAGCAAAAAAAACAACAUUAUCUCUGAGCACUUCUACUACCGAUUGGUUUGGAUUCAUUUUGUUCAGAGAUACUGUGUGACCAUUAUAUAUAUUUAUUCCAUUUCAUUUACACUCUGUCAGUUUCCUGUAACGGUUAUUAGUUGUUUUUAUGGAUGCUUCCUAGCACACUGUUGGAACACUAAGAACCAGAUGGAGGAUCAGCGUACUGCUGACUUGCCAGAUUUGGUGCCACUACCUCAAAUAUACGGAUGGAUUUUAAUUGUACAAACGGUAUUUUUUUGUACGUCAGUGUUCCCGUUGAAAUGAUCAGAGUACGUGUCCUUGAUGAUGAUUUAAGGGUUCAAUCCGUGCCAAAAUGUACCACCAGCACUUAAGCACAACAAAUAAAGUGGCUGUUUGUGUGUCA